UUUCUCCCCCAUGAAGUACUAUAUAUUCCUCGCCAGCCUCCACCGUUCCUCCCUUCACACCCUCUCUCUCUCUCUCUCUUUCUCUCUCCUUCGCCUCGGUGACUUCCGACGCGACCAGGACGCAGAGGUUCUUAAUUACAAGGCAUAAUGGCUGAUCAGCACCGGCACCCGCACCCAACUGUCAUUCAGAAGGUAGCUGGCCAGCUACGUCUCAAUUCCAAUGCUCAAAUGUGCUAUGGAGGUUAUCAAAAGCCUGCUCUUUACCAGAGACGAUUUUCAUAUGGAAAUUACUCUAGUGCAUCAUUGCAGUAUCCCAUGACACAAACAUGCCGAGCGACCCAAGAUCUAUCAUUGGUUGCUGCAAAUGCUUCACCAGUGUUUGUCCAAGCUCCCUCAGAGAAAGGCUUUGCAGGCUUUGCCAUUGAUUUUCUCAUGGGUGGAGUUUCAGCUGCUGUGUCAAAAACUGCUGCUGCUCCAAUUGAGCGUGUGAAACUUUUGAUCCAAAACCAGGAUGAGAUGAUCAAAACUGGUCGGCUUGCUCAACCCUACAAGGGAAUUGGGGAAUGUUUCAAUCGGACAAUUCAAGAGGAAGGAUUUGGAUCUUUGUGGAGAGGGAACACUGCUAAUGUCAUCCGUUAUUUUCCCACUCAGGCUUUGAACUUUGCGUUCAAGGAUUACUUUAAGAGUCUUUUCAACUUCAAGAAAGACCGUGAUGGCUACUGGAAAUGGUUUGCUGGUAACCUGGCAUCUGGUGGUGCUGCUGGUGCUUCUUCCCUUCUCUUUGUCUAUUCACUGGAUUAUGCUCGAACCCGUCUUGCUAACGAUGCCAAGGCUGCAAAGAAGGGAGGAGAGAGGCAGUUCAAUGGCUUGAUUGAUGUCUACAGGAAGACACUUAAAUCAGAUGGUAUUGCUGGCCUUUACCGUGGAUUCAACAUUUCAUGUGUUGGCAUUAUUGUAUACCGUGGUUUGUACUUCGGAAUGUAUGACUCUUUGAAGCCAGUGCUCCUCACUGGGAAAAUGCAGGAUAGUUUCUUUGCUAGCUUUGCUCUUGGUUGGGUCAUUACAAAUGGUGCUGGCCUUGCUUCGUACCCAAUUGACACAGUCCGGAGAAGAAUGAUGAUGACUUCUGGCGAAGCUGUGAAGUACAAGAGCUCACUCGAUGCGUUCUCUCAAAUCCUUAAGAACGAGGGUGCCAAGUCUUUGUUCAAGGGUGCUGGUGCUAAUAUCCUCCGUGCAAUUGCUGGUGCUGGUGUGCUUGCUGGUUACGACAAGCUUCAGAUGAUUGUGCUUGGAAAGAAGUAUGGUUCUGGCGGAGCCUAAUUCAGAUCAUUAACCUUGCUCGCUGUUUUAAGGUCAUAUAGAUGGUGAUGAAAAUCCUUUUGCAGUUAAGUUUGAGAAUUUAUGCAACACUAUUUUUACUCCACAUUUGAGUAACCAUAUUUAAGGGGUUUAUCUCCCAAACAUUUGUCCUUUUUUUUUUGACAGGAAUUUUUUGUUUCAUGAUGAUUUGAGAGUCUCCAAUUGCGUGACAUGGAUAUGAAUAGUUUUGCAAGAAAAUCAUUUCGGUUAUAAUUCUGUACCCCAUUAAAUUUGGAGGAUCUCUUUCUUGCUUUUUACUGAAUACCUUUGUUCGAAGGUUCUUUUUUAUUUAUUUUA
Camellia sinensis is the source of this 1656-nucleotide messenger RNA. RefSeq names its product ADP/ATP translocase, mitochondrial. Gene Ontology annotation, cellular component: mitochondrial inner membrane. Gene Ontology annotation, biological process: mitochondrial ADP transmembrane transport; mitochondrial ATP transmembrane transport. NCBI's taxonomy places the organism in Eukaryota, Viridiplantae, Streptophyta, Magnoliopsida, Ericales, Theaceae. The record is from RefSeq and is a predicted model, not a curated record. Gene Ontology annotation, molecular function: ATP:ADP antiporter activity.